This is a messenger RNA of Penicillium digitatum Pd1, 2400 nucleotides long. NCBI's taxonomy places the organism in Eukaryota, Fungi, Ascomycota, Eurotiomycetes, Eurotiales, Aspergillaceae. The record is from RefSeq and is a predicted model, not a curated record.
AUGCCGCCAUAUUGGGUACUGUCGCUAUUUUCAAUCACCGUCCUGGGUAUUGCUGCAGAUCUUCCGUCAGUUGACGAUUACGAUGUCUUACAAUACAUCAAUCCCCUGAUCGGCAGUGCCAACGGAGGAAAUGUGUUUUCAGGUGCCUCGCUGCCAUAUGGUAUGGCGAAAGCCGUCGCGGACACAGACUCUGAAUCCAACCAAGGAGGCUUCGCCUACGAGGGUGGCAGAGUCACCGGAUUCUCAAGCAUGCACGACUCUGGCACUGGUGGUAGUCCUUCGUUAGGCAAUUUCCCUCUCUUUGCUUAUGUAAAAUGCGCCGGUGACGAUGUGAAUGGCUGUGUCUAUCCAAAGAACCAAAGAAAGACGAAGUACAAGCCAGACUCGGUCCAGGCGCACCCUGGGUAUUUUGCCAUAGAGCUGGCAUCGGGGGUCCGGGUCGAUAUGACAACUGCACACCACACGUCCCUGUUUCGCUUUCAAUUUCCAACCGAUCAGAAUGCCAGCCCAUUGAUCUUGUUGGAUCUCACAGAUCUGUCGAACUCCCGUCAGGAUAAUGCGACCAUCUCGGUAGACAAUCUAACGGGCCGUAUGACCGGUGAUGCGCGAUUUGCUCCUAGCUUUGGGUCCGGAUCGUACGUCUUGCAUUUCUGUGCGGACUUCAAAAGCCUUGCAGCCCAGAAAGAUAGCGGGAUCUUUGUCAAUUCUCGUGCUAGUGCUGGUGUCCAUGAUUUGAAGAUCUCGCGCAGUAUUAAUGGGUACCCGCUCCCAGAAGGGCUGACCGUAGAUUUGGAGGGUGGUGGGUUCAUCCGCUUCAAGUCCGCUCCGGACAAUACGGUCCUCGCUCGAGUUGGUAUCAGCUUCAUCAGCACGGAGCAGGCUUGCACUCAUGCGGAGUCUGAAAUUCCACACUUCGACUUCAACGCAACCCGCCAGACAGCAGUUGAACAAUGGUCCGAAAAGAUGCGUCCAAUCCGUGUCUCACGAACAAACAUCGAUACAUCCGUUCUAUCUAAUUUCUAUAGUGGGAUCUACCGGACUAUGAUCAACCCUCAGAAUUACACAGGCGAGAACCCACUCUGGCAGAGCAGUGAACCUUAUUUUGAUUCGUUCUAUUGUCUGUGGGAUUCUUUCCGUUCUCAGAUUCCAUUUCUCGCCAUCUUCGACCCUUCCUCGGUAAUACAGAUGGUGCGCUCACUCAUCGAUACCCAGCGCCAUCUAGGCUGGCUGCCGGACUGUCGCAUGUCAUUGUGCAAAGGAUACACCCAAGGCGGUUCUAACGCCGACAAUGUCCUGGCAGAUGUCUAUCUCAAAGGCCUCAGAGAUGGCAUUGAUUGGGAGGCUGGGUAUGCCGCUGUCCAAAAGGACGCCGAAGAGGAGCCCUACGACUGGUCCAGCGAAGGCCGCGGGGGUCUUCGCAGCUGGAAGGAUCUACACUACAUACCCGUAGAAGACUUCGACAACGAGGGAUUCGGCACAAUGACUCGCAGUAUCUCACGUACACUCGAGUAUUCCUAUAACGACUUCGCCAUCGCGCAAAUGGCUCGCGGCCUGAACAAGACAGCCGAUGCACAGCGGUAUGAGCGACGAUCGCGAUACUGGCAAAACCUAUUCAAACAGGACCAGACCUCUGUUUGGAAUGGCAAGGAUACUGGCUUUACCGGUUUCUUCCAACCAAAGUAUCUGAAUGGAACAUGGGGUGUUCAAGAUCCCCUCGCAUGCUCGAACAUAGACCAGAGUGGACGCGCCUGCUCACUGCAAAACACCGCAGGCGAAACCUUUGAAUCCAGCAUCUGGGAAUAUCAAUUCUUCGUCCCCCACGACAUGCACACCCUAAUAACGCUCCUUGGCGGCCCCGCCAACUUCGUCACCCGCCUCGACUACCUUCACGACCAAAACAUAACCUACAUCGGCAACGAGCCCGCCUUCUUAACAGUCUUUCAAUACCACUAUGCGGGUCGACCCGCAAAAUCCACUUCCCGCGUGCGCACCUAUAUCCCAGACUACUUCUCACCCACGCCGGCCGGGCUACCGGGCAACGACGACUCAGGCGCAAUGGGAUCGUUCGUCGCCAUGGCGAUGAUGGGAUUGUUCCCGAACCCAGGCCAGAGCGUGUAUCUACUCACGGUGCCGUUCUUCGAGACCGUUAGUGUUAUUUCUCCGUUGACAGGCAAAACGGCAACGCUGAGGACGGUUAACUGGGCUGAGUAUAACACGCCUAAUGCCACUGGCGGUGCGGCUGGGGGGAAUGGAUUUAUUCAGUCUGCGACGCUGGAUGGGAUGCCUUAUACCAGGAAUUGGAUUGGCCAUGAUUUUUUCACGGAGGGACGGGAGUUAAUUCUCGUUCUUGGAAAGGAGGAGAGCGAGUGGGGGACUAAAUUAGAGGACUUGCCGCCUUAG